AUGCUCAAUGCUCCAUCCGGCGCGAGUCAAGUGUUCAGGGUCUCUUCGGGUGCUGCAGACAAGCCCAGCGCAGAGCCUAUUAGCUCCGGCAGCACAUCCUCUGCCUUUGGCACGGCAGGUGCUAGACACCGCUCGGCAGUCUGGGCAGCGAAAGGGCCUCACCUUGUUCCGACAUCUGAUGACUCGCCAGGACCGCGGCCUUCUUCUAGCUCUUCAAGGCUACCAGCUGCCUAUUUCCGCCGCCAAACAGCUCUUGGAGACUCGCACUCUAACGACGUAGCGCAACGAUCCCAGUGCCCAAGUGAAAUCCAAGAAAUGCUAAGCCCUUCAGUCGGCCCUUCUGCAUCUCCCUUCUCGCGCGACUACUUCCGCUCUGGCCGCACACAUACUAAGGAGGCGAAGCUGUCAACUUCCCACCAUAUGAGCUUGGGCUCUCAAAGUGUCGAACAGCGGAUGACCGGCGGUGUUCCCGACGCUGCAAGCUCGCAUUGUAGCGCAAACCCGGAGUUGGAGAGGGUUUGGGAAGCUCUUGCCCGAUCUGAGCCGCUGCUGGCUGCUGAACGGCUGAUCAGCUUUGUCGAGGAUAGAUGGGACGUACGACGAGGCAGUCCCGAAGAUCUCGGGGUUGCAAAAGGUGGAAAGGGAGCCACACUCGAGUUCCACUCACAGGAAAAGGGCAAACAGCGUGCCUCAGCAGACAUGCUGGGUGCCCUUCCUCAGGCUGCGGCAAUGACGCUGCUCGCCCUGAGCGGCCGUUUGCCAUCUGAUGUAUUGGGUCGCUGCAACACAGAGGUUCAACGCAAGAUAGCUUACAGACCUAGUUUCGCAUCCCGCGAGCAUAGAGAGGCAGCUAGCCUCGUGUUCGACCUCUGCAUUGUUCUCCCAUAUCAACCCAACACCCCCAGGAAUCGCGGUGCUUGGCCCUCCAUCAGCGCAGCUCAUUUUGAGCUAGACCAUUUCGAUGGCAAGUUCCAUGCUGGCGCCGACUACAUUAGAGCAGUGCUCAAGAAUGGACAGUGCGCCAAAGCGGCCCGAUCGUUUCGUUCACUUGUGGUGAGCGCUCGGAACGAGCGUCGGGCUCUAGAUCAGCAAGCAUCCCCCGGCACGCGGCUGCCUCCGCGACUGCUGAUCGACAUGCGCGAUGCAAUCUCGCCAACACCUUCCCCGGGAGCGAACGGAAUCUGGCCUGAGUUGGAAUUAGAUCGAGCGGAGGCUCUGCUGCUGUUGGGUCAAAUGCUUCGUGAUGGUCUCUUGCCACUCAGUGCGGGCCCGUCGACUCAUCGUUUCGGAAGUGCAGAACGCUUGCCAGCCGCAGUUCUGUUGCGACGUCUAUCGAAGCUAGCAGACGCUUCAGGCGAGCCUGCAACAAGAGCGAGUGCGAUUCUCGCAUCACUUGCUGCUAAGCACUCCGCCCCAAUGGUACCAGUGGGGCCAAGUAGCACGGGCGACCACCUCAAUGUUUCCUCUACAUCGUCCGAUCUUCGCGCUCUAGAUGUCAGCAGUCUCAACACUCUGCUUCACCAUCUUUUACGUCCAGGACACGACGGAAAGGCGGCAGAAUUGCUUCUGAGACAGAGUCUGGCGCGUGGGGUAAAUCCGGAUGGCGUCACCACGAAUUUAAUUCUACGUCGCGCGACAUUGCGCGGCAAUAAACGGCUUGGCAACGCAAUGUUGCGCAUGCUGAAGGGCUACGUGACGGAGCGCUCAUGCCGCUCCACCAACCUGAAGGCAAGGCCGUUGACAUCCACACCCGGCUUCGGCAAGGGAAUUGAAACGGGAGGAGCGGCUUUUGAUGCCCAUAAAGGAGGCGUAAGCUCAACAUACAAUCUUAGCAACCAGCUCGUCGAAGCUAUGCGCGCCAACGACUCCUAUCGCAUGGUUGCCAUUCUGUCGCAUGCGACAGCCACUGGCAGGACGCGAAGACCCAGUGCAGAAUCGCUCGCUGCGCGGAGGAGCUCCCUUGUGCCUACGCGGACUUCUGAUCGACGCAGCUCUGCUGGAUCUUCACGUCAGCAUCUGCCUGGUGCACAGCCAGCAUCGAUCUUUCGCGCCAUCUAUCCCUUUCUGCAUCUGCGACCUCCGAGACGUCUGCCCAAGACCGUGAGAGCACCAAAGGGCGUAAUACUCACGCCCUCCCAACGACAAGAUCCGCCGCCGGUCGGAGCUCCGGAGCUUCAUCCUCGUGUCUUGAGCACCUUUCUCAACUUGUGUGUCAAGACUGGACACGUCGGACUCGCUGAGCGGGUGUGGCGCUUGAUGAAGCAGACAUCCGCCCGUUCUCGGUCAGAGCUAGCUCUUGGACAGCGCACAGGUGCUCACACAUUUCUAACGCCCAACGCUGCGAGAGGGCUAACUGCUUGGCACGUGCCCAUCGAAGCUGCCACUUCUAUAUUUCGGACAUAUGCUCGGGAAGCUCGGAUUGGACUGAGACUCGUGCGACGACCCCUCCGCUCAAGUCGCUUGAAAGCGCACACGAGGCUUGAGGCGCGACUGGGUAUGCGUGCGGCCACGCCGAGACGGAUGCAGCAGCGCGAAUCGAGUGACAGAAAAUUGAGAUCCGUAGCUUGGCCUGGGAGAAAGGGCAAAGCCUACGGGCUGCUACCUCUCGCUUCCCGCACGACGAGCAAGUCACGUGCGGUGCCAAACUUAUCCCGCAGUCUUCAGAUGAGGCGAAGACGAAGGAAAUGUUUCCCAAUCGGCUGGGGAAUAUAUGCUCUGCGCAGGCAAAUUCCGAGAGCGUUAAUGGCUCGCCGAGUUGCUAAGAGCGAGUAUCUGGCGCUACGGCAGGAGUGGCAACUCGGACAGUGGACAGACAGUGCACCCCGAAUCGCCUCGUCGCCCCGCGACAUUACGACGCGUCCGGAUGGACUCUUUUUCGAUGCGCUGCUGGACAUUUUUGGUAGGCGACGCGAUAUGCGGGUCCGCCGCGCCAAAUUCCACGCCAGUACUGGACUCUUUCUCAGCAGGCGUGGGACAAGAGGAAGGACGUCUGGUGCCCGGAGUGCAGCUGUCGGAGCUCUCGCCGGUGAAAGGCUAGAGGAUGUUUCUAGCAUACACACGCCAGCAGAAGUCGCCCAGAAGCUAAAAGAUCGCGUCGCAGAAAGUUUCGAAUCAGCGUCAGACCACCAUAUGCUGCUUCUCGUUCUAUGCGACAUGGCCGAGUGUGGUGUACCCAUCCCUCUGGCUUUCCAGCAUUUGCUACCUCGGGGAGUGCCAUCGCCAAAGACCGAUCAUCAUGUCGGCAGCGCGUUUCGGGUUGACAAGCGGUACAGAACGCUACCUGCGCACGAUGCCGUCGCUCGAAGAAUGCAUCAGCAGCGGCUCGAGAAGAAGGCUCGUGACGGCAAGGCGGCGACCAUUGCGCGCGCGCUACGCAAAGCGAACCAAGUCACAGUUAAGAAGGAUAAAAAUGGAUAG
Ceraceosorus bombacis is the source of this 3417-nucleotide messenger RNA. The record is from the annotation of a GenBank genome assembly. Lineage: Eukaryota; Fungi; Basidiomycota; Exobasidiomycetes; Ceraceosorales; Ceraceosoraceae.